GAGGCAGCAAGCUUUCCCUCCUUUCCCCCGCUUCCUCUCAGCCGAGCGUCUCAUGCCUUCCUGGCCGCAGCGGGGGGCGGCGGCGGGAGCCCCGCGGGAGGAGCCGUGGGUGGCGCUCCUCUGAUGCCCCUGGCCGAGAAGCGGGAGAAGAGCUGCUCCUUCACGCCCAUGAUGAUCGAGGAGGACGCCGCCCUGAGAAACGGCAGCAGGGGGCUUUCGGGCCAGUGGGCAGACGCAGCGGCGGUGCGACCCCGCACCACGGAGCGGCACAUCACGGUGCACAAGCGCCUGGUGCUGGGCUUCGCCGUCUCCAUCCUAGCCCUGCUGCUGGUCACCAUGAUCGCCGUCUUGCUCAGCGUGCGCAUCGAGGAGUGCAGCAGCAGCAGCAGCCCCGGCAGCGGCGGCGACGCCGCGGCGGACGGCCCAGCAGGCAGGACUGGCAACGGGAGCGUCUCGGGCGCUGUUGGGAGCGCCCGGCUGAACCGUAACCACGCCGGGGAGGCCCCUGGGCGCGGAGGGGUGGAACCGGAGGGCCCGGCGGCGAGUGGCAGGCAGGACGAGGAAGAGGAGGAGGAGGAGUGGCAGCGGCGACGGGAGCCUCCGCCCUGGUCUCAGCUGCGCCUGCCCGGGCACCUGCGCCCCCUGCACUACAACCUGAUGCUGAGCGCCUUCAUGGAGAACUUCACCUUCGGCGGCGAGGUCAACGUGCAGGUGGAGUGUCUCAACGCCACCCGCUACAUCGUCCUCCACGCCCACCGCAUGCACAUCGAGGCCGUCCGCGUGGCCGAGGACCGGCUGGCCGGCGCCCUGCGUGUCUCCAGCUUCUUUCUCUACCCUCAGACCCAGGUCUUCGUCGUCGUCCUCAACCGCAGCCUGGAGGCGCUGCGAAGUUACAAUCUCAAGAUCCUCUACAACGCGCCCAUCGAGAACGAGCUGCUGGGCUUCUUCCGAAGCUCUUAUGUCCUCUACGGGGAGAGAAGGUUUCUUGCAGUUACACAGUUUUCUCCUACCCAUGCCAGAAAAGCCUUUCCUUGCUUUGACGAACCUAUCUACAAGGCUACAUUCAAAAUCAGCAUCAAACAUCAAGCAACCUAUUUAUCUUUGUCCAAUAUGCCUGUGGAAACUUCUGUUUUUGAGGAAGAUGGAUGGGUUACAGACCACUUUUCACAGACACCCCUCAUGUCUACGUAUUACCUAGCCUGGGCAGUUUGCAACUUUACAUACCGUGAGACUACCACUAAGAAUGGUGUUAUAAUACGUUUGUAUGCAAGAUCUGAUGCUAUUAGAAGAGGAUCUGGGGACUAUGCUCUAAACAUUACUCGGAGACUAAUUGAGUUUUAUGAAGACUACUUCAAAGUACCAUAUUCCCUUCCAAAAUUAGAUCUAUUAGCUGUGCCUAAACAUCCCUAUGCUGCUAUGGAGAACUGGGGAUUAAGUGUUUUUGUGGAGCAGAGAAUACUUCUGGAUCCCAGCAUUUCUUCCAUAUCAUACUUACUUGAUGUCACAAUGGUCAUUGUACAUGAGCUAUGCCAUCAGUGGUUCGGUGACCUUGUGACUCCAGUGUGGUGGGAAGACGUGUGGCUGAAAGAAGGCUUUGCUCACUAUUUUGAAUUUGUUGGAACUGAUUAUCUUUAUCCUGGCUGGAAUAUGGAGAAGCAGAGAUUUUUGACUGAUGUAUUGCAUGAAGUAAUGCUGCUUGAUGGUCUGGCCAGUUCACAUCCAGUAUCACAGGAAGUGCAGCAAGCCACAGACAUUGACAGGGUAUUUGACUGGAUUGCCUAUAAAAAGGGUGCAGCCUUAAUUCGAAUGCUGGCUAAUUUUAUGGGUCACUCAGUGUUUCAGAUGGGCCUACAAGAUUAUUUAACCAUUCACAAGUAUGGCAAUGCUGCCAGAAAGGACCUAUGGAACACACUGUCAGAGGCCCUUAAGAAAGUUGGAAAAUUUGUGAAUAUACAAGAAGUAAUGGAUCAAUGGACACUCCAGAUGGGUUAUCCUGUUAUCACCAUCAUGGGAAAUGAAACUGUGGAAAACAUCGUAAGAAUCUCUCAAGAGCAUUUUAUUUAUGACCUUGAUAUUAAAGCCAAAGAUCGUGGUCUUGAAAACUACAGCUACUUGUGGCAGAUUCCAUUAACAAUUGCAGUGGGAAAUACGAGCCACAUCUCAUCAGAGGCAAUUAUAUGGGUGUCUAACAAAUCAGAGCACCACAGGAUUGCUUCUCUUGAUGAGAGGAGCUGGCUACUGGGGAAUAUCAAUCAAACUGGCUAUUUUAGGAUUAAUUAUGAUGUUAGAAAUUGGCGAUUGUUAAUAGACCAACUAAUGAGGAACCAUAAAGUAAUCUCUGUAAGUAAUCGUGCAGGUUUGAUCGAUGAUGCAUUCAAUUUAGCCAGAGCUGGCUAUUUGCCUCAGAAUAUUCCACUGGAGAUUAUAAAAUACCUAUCUAAGGAAAAGGAAUUUCUGCCUUGGCAUGCUGCCAGCCAAGCUCUUUAUCCUCUAGAUAAAUUGCUGGACCGCACUGAAAACUACAACAUCUUCAAUGAAUAUAUACUAAGACAAGUUGCCUCAACGUAUCUGAAGCUUGGUUGGCCAACGAAUAAUGUGGACAAAUCCUUCGUUCAAGCUUCCUACCAAGCUUCCUACCAGCAUGAAGAGUUACGCCGUGAAGUCAUUAUGCUGGCUUGUAGCUUUGGCAAUAAGCACUGCCACCAGCAGGCUGCAACUCUAAUCUCAGACUGGAUUUCCAGCAAUCGAAACAGAAUACCAUUAAAUGUAAGAGACAUCGUCUACUGCACAGGAGUUUCUUUGAUGGAUGAAGAUGUAUGGGAGUUCAUCUGGAUGAAAUUCCACUCUACAAUUGCAGUAUCAGAGAAGAAAAUAUUGUUAGAAGCCUUAACAUGUAGUGAUGACAGAAAUUUGUUAAACAGGCUUCUUAAUCUAUCUCUCAAUUCAGAAGUUGUCUUGGACCAAGAUGCAAUUGAUGUCAUAAUCCAUGUAGCUAGAAAUCCACAUGGAAGAGAUCUUGCGUGGAAGUUUUUUAGAGAAAAAUGGAAAAUAUUGAAUGCAAGAUAUGGAGAAGCAUUAUUUAUGAAUUCCAAACUUAUCAGUGGAGUCACAGAAUUUCUUAAUACAGACAGUGAACUAAAUGAGCUAAAGAACUUUAUAAAGACCUAUGAGGAAGGAUCUGCUGCCUCUUUCUCCCGAGCUGUGGAAACUGUGGAAGCCAAUGUCCGGUGGCAAACACUUUAUAAAGAGGAAUUAUUUCAGUGGCUGAGAAAAUCAUUGACCCUCUAAUCAGUGUAUCUGGCAAAGACUUCAUGCAAGAGGAGAAUCACAAUGUGAAAUUCCAAGAACCUUUGAUUGGAAUACAGUGGAGACAAGUUCCAUUUGGAAGGAUAUAUAGAUAUAGAUAUAUUAUAUUUUUGCACCAAUCUCCUCAAAACUGUAAAAGCCAAUGGAAGGGGAAAAAACUCUGACAAAGAGAAAAGGUCAUGAAUGCUUACAAAACCCACUCCUCGCUGUACCAUGACCAAAUGUGAUAUUAAGUGGUGCAUGUAAAUGUUUCUGUCAUUUGGUGGGGAGGGAGAUCCUUCAGAAUAUUUGUGCAUGUUGUAUGGUCCCUGCCUGUAUCCAGCAUGCUUACUUAAAGUGUCCAUGUUUUGUAUGUGAAUUUCUGUUACAUCAAAGAUGGGCAUUAUGCAAAAGCACAAAGACUAUGACAAUCAGUGUUUCAAAGACAAGGUAGGACAGAAAGAAGGAAGUGAAAGCUACAUACAUGCAACAUGUGGCAAAGUGUUACCUGUACAUGUCACAGGACAUGUAUGACAGCACUCCAUUUGUAUCUCAGUUACUGCUGAAGCACUAACUCUGAGUUGCAAAGUAUCAUAUAACUUUCUUAUCAUAUAAGUACUCCCUUAUGUAAGUCAAAGAUCCAUACUUUGAAAGACAGAUUACUUUCACAAUGAGCUGUAAUUUCAAAAGAGAAUGUUAUUUACUGUUGAUCGCCUAAUAACAAAGAAGCUCUCUAAUCAUAAGCUUAGACAGUCUUCAAGAUGGUAGGAUAUGCACAUUUUUUAUUGUAUUGAAUCCAUAAAUUACCCAUCUGUGUGAUUUUUCUUCUAUGUGAACUCUGCAAGUCAAAUUCAGUAGGUGUUACUCAGCCAGGAUAGUAGCAAGUUAUGCAGCUAUUGAUGAACAUUGUCAUAAAUACUCAUCAACACGGAAGGAGGACUGACAAAAGAAGAAAAGGUAUCUGUGGAGAUGCAUUAUGGAAUAGUCUAAACUGUAAUGGGCAGGUAAUGCUGUUUUCCCCUAUCAUCCUGUCAGUAUGAGUCCUCUCU
Heteronotia binoei (common prickly gecko) is the source of this 4334-nucleotide messenger RNA. RefSeq names its product thyrotropin releasing hormone degrading enzyme (gene TRHDE). The record is from RefSeq and is a predicted model, not a curated record. NCBI's taxonomy places the organism in Eukaryota, Metazoa, Chordata, Lepidosauria, Squamata, Gekkonidae. Gene Ontology annotation, molecular function: zinc ion binding; metalloaminopeptidase activity; peptide binding. Gene Ontology annotation, biological process: peptide catabolic process; proteolysis. The coding region runs from base 124 to 3288 and encodes 1054 amino acids. Gene Ontology annotation, cellular component: cytoplasm. The transcript is spliced from 19 exons.